Molecule: messenger RNA, 2347 nt
Organism: Centropristis striata (black sea bass)
Lineage: Eukaryota; Metazoa; Chordata; Actinopteri; Perciformes; Serranidae
Gene: adisspa
Product: adipose secreted signaling protein
Exons: 6
Coding region: 261-794 (177 amino acids)
Source: RefSeq, a predicted model, not a curated record
ACUUUAGCGACGCGGACAGCACGCGCGUGUCCGCAGAGAAGGCGCACGCCCGCGCGCAUGUAGCAUGUUGGAGCGUCAUCUGUACCUGAACACCGCAGGAGCCUCCACCGGGACAGACAGGCUCAGACGGACGGACGGGGUGCUGUGGAUGUUACCAGACCGCCAUCACCGGGACUAACGUCUGUCCUUUUUACUCGGGAGGUCAGUGAUGACAUCACUCGGCUAUUGCCUGAAACUUCCCAAUUCUUAACCACAUCACCAUGGCAACAGGAAGAAAAGGAUCCACUUCGAAGGCUGGUGGGGUGCGUUUCCCUGAUGACGACCAGCCACCUGGCUCUCCAACAAGGAGAGACAAUGAGUCAAACCUCUGUACUCUCAUUGCUGUCCUAGAAAAAGAUGGCAGCUACUUGGUCAAGGCUGGUUUCCUGAAGUGCCACCACUGUUAUGAAAUUGUCUUCACUGUCCCAGAUGUUCCCACACUGGGCAAAGAGCUCUCCUGUCUUCCUUCCUCCUCACCAUCUCGGAGGUUCCCCAGUCUCCGGGUUCGUCAUAUCAACUCCACACUGGAGGGAGGAGUAAAGGUAACAUGUGAGUACAAGACGCACCAGGAGGGGGUGCUGCAGGAAGAGAUCACCCUGGUAACCAGGGGGAGUAAAGGGAGCAGUCUGAAGAUCAGAUUCCAGGCCAGGGUCAUUGACCCACAUCGCGGGACUCCCAUGCUGCUGGAAGGGGUGAGGUGCCUGGGUGCUCAGAAAGACGCCAACAGAAAGCACAGCGAUCGUGGGAGGAUAUGAUGAAAAAAUACACACAUAUAAUAGAUAUGUAUCCACAAUAGUGUUAUUCAGUGACUGGGUCAUGGCCCAAAGUGGUACUAUGGAAACAGCAAGAUGUGGUCCCCAAAUUUGAAACAUAUUUAUUAGGGCCGGGACUCAAUUAAGAAAAUGAAUCUAAUUAAUUAGAGGCUUUGUAAUUCAUAAUUCGAAAUUAAUCGCAUUUUAAUCACACAUUUGACCUGAGAACAGUGUGAAGUAAUUUUUUUCACAUGGAUUUUUAGUAUACCAUUGAAUAAUGACUAAAUACGUAAGCUUAAGCAACAAAAAUAUUUUUUCAGUCCAACAGACCAGUAGCCUGGCUAACACCAGACUAAUCACAAAUGAGAUUAGUCUGGAAACCAGCCAUUCGUUUCUCUGUAGAGGAGGCGUGGUUUACGAUCCUCCAGAGCCGUUUAUUGGGCGCUUAGAAUGUCAAUCAAAAGCGUCUGUAGGUAGCUCUUAGCCAAUCGUAUCAGUUAUAUCAGAUGACGUAUGUAGAGCGACAGAAAUUGAUGUUUGUUGUGUGUGUGUGUGUGUGUGUGUGUGAGAGAGAGUGUUGCUUGCUGCUUUGCUUCUCCAGUUCUCGCUUUCUGCAAGAUUAUUUAUUUUCACGCCUUCAUCUACAUCCACUGAUUUUAUGGGCAAUAGACGAGCUGCUGCGGGUCUCUCGGCGGCUCCGCUGUCCCCAGGGUCGUAGUGAGAUCACCGGUGUUACAGCAUUGAGCGGUAUCGGGGCUAGUUGGUAGAUCAGGCUUUUGCCAAAUCCUGUCAGAAGAAAGGCUAAAACAUCCUUUCUCGUGGUGAAACAUGAGUGUAAAGUCAAACGUCCUUUUUUUAAAAUAAACUUUGGCUCUUAACUAUUUAAAACGGCGUCUACAGCUAAAGAGAGUUUCGCGUCUAAUGCAGCCAUGUUGGAUCCGUAAGAAAACUACAAAACUACAAGCUUCCGUCUGCCGAGUAGUACGCGUCAUCGUCUUACCGUCCCUCUGUGAUUGGAUCCCUAAAACAGGGCUAAGAAACGGCUGUAGUUUCCAGACUGCCUGGAGGUUUGAAAUGAAAUUUGAGCAUGCAAGGCAGUAUGGGUAUACCCAGGCUAACAGACCAGUGCAAUUUUUGCCAUUAAGUGUAGCAAUAGCAUAUUUAGAAAUAUAGUACAUUUCAGAAAUUCAGGUAGCCUAUAGGUAGGUAGACCUCCUGUAAACUAUAAUACUUUGGUUUUUUAAGUAAAACACAAUCCACGCUAGCUACCACACUAGCCGCUAGCUGCUAUAUGUUUUGCAUUGAGGUGAUACUUGAGGCUCGAUGUGCUGAUAUGUGAAUUCCUUGUUGCUUAGCAACACAACUAUGCUCUUAUUGACGCUUCCAUCCGUUGUUUUUUUGUAACAAAAUGUCCCAUCAUCCAUGGGGCCAACCAAAGUGCUCUCAUCAGCUUCUUCCUUCAUGUUCACUGUGGUUUGUUGUUGUCUGAACUCAUGAACGCUAGUUGGUGCUCCAGUAUAAUCGGUCAGCUUGAAACCCAUCCAGUGAGAAACGUU